This is a messenger RNA of Ailuropoda melanoleuca (giant panda), 1690 nucleotides long. RefSeq names its product oxidative stress responsive serine rich 1 (gene OSER1). The coding region runs from base 263 to 1141 and encodes 292 amino acids. The transcript has 5 exons. The record is from RefSeq and is a predicted model, not a curated record. Gene Ontology annotation, biological process: cellular response to hydrogen peroxide. NCBI's taxonomy places the organism in Eukaryota, Metazoa, Chordata, Mammalia, Carnivora, Ursidae.
CAGGCGCAGUGCGACUCCGGAGGCGCGGGCUGGCCCCUCCGCGGGUUUGGAUCCGGGUCAGUCAGGCGCCGCGAUCGGGGAGAGACGAUCUGAACUGACGGGACUGGAUUCCCGGAGCGCCCCAGCUGCGAGGAGAAGUUGCAGUAAAAGCUUAGCUGAAUUCUUUGGAGACUAUUUUCAGUGUUCACCGGAGUGAUCUGCCUAAAAUACCUUCUUCUACAUUAUUAACGGCAGCGCCCAUAGUAGUGUAAAAACUUUCACAAUGAAAUCCGAAGCCAAGGAUGGAGAGGAGGAGAGUCUACAGACCGCUUUCAAGAAACUAAGAGUGGAUGCAUCAGGGUCCAUAGUAUCACUGUCUGUUGGAGAAGGCACAAAUGUCAGAGCAUCAGUCAGAACAGCAGUGGAUGAUACCAAACUGAAAACCUCGUGUGCAUCUAAAGACAGUUGGCACGGGUCUACAAGGAAGUCUUCACGAGGAGCAGUGAGAACCCAGCGUCGUCGACGUUCUAAGUCUCCUGUCCUUCAUCCUCCAAAGUUUAUACAUUGCAGUACAAUAGCUUCUUCUUCCAGCAGCCAGCUCAAGCACAAAAGCCAGACUGACUCCCCUGAUAGCAGCAGUGGGCUGGGCAUUUCCACCCCUAAAGAGUUCAAUGCAGGAGAAUGCUCUACAUCUCUCGAUACUAAUCACACAGGGGCAAUCGUUGAGCCUUUGAGAACUGCGGUUCCCAGGCUCCCAUCAGAGAGUAAGAAGGAAGACACCUCUGAUUCUACCCAAGUCUCCCAAGCAAGUCUCAAGGCCAAUGAUCUCUCUGACUUUCAAUCCGUUUCCAAGCUAAACCAGGGCAAGCCAUGUGCAUGCAUAGGCAAGGAGUGCCAGUGUAAGAGAUGGCAUGAUAUGGAAGUGUAUUCCUUUUCAGGCCUGCAGAGUGUCCCUCCCUUGGCCCCAGAGCGAAGAUCUAUGCUUGAGGACUACUCUCAGUCGCUCCACACCAGAACUCUGUCUGGCUCCCCCCGCUCCUGUUCUGAGCAAGCUCGAGUCUAUGUGGAUGAUGUGACCAUUGAGGACCUGUCAGGCUACAUGGAAUAUUACUUGUAUAUUCCCAAGAAAAUGUCCCACAUGGCAGAAAUGAUGUACACCUGAUAGCAAGAAACUAAGUAAUAUGCUUUAAACCAAUGAAGGGUUGUCAGAGAGAUUUAGUUAAUGGCAGACCUUGCGGCCACGUUAUGUGAGAAGACGUCUCCUUCUGCUCACUGUGCUUGCAAUAAAAACUUUUCUUGGCAUCUCCGUUCAUCUUCGUUCUUUAAACUUACACUCUGCGUUCUUACAUACGCACCAAGGUGAGCAGAUCAAAGGAAAAUCCCUCCUCUUUAGAAAAGUUUCUGGGAGAUGAAGAAACCAUAAUCAUUUGACUGUUAGUGAUGGGUAUAUGGUAAAAGCCUUUGUAAAGCAGUUCAUUUUUCAGAUCUGUUUAAGAUUUGUUGGCCAAGGAAAAUGAAACGUUUUGUAACCGGACUGAACAUUCGUCGUACUGUAGUUGCCAGCCCAGAAUCUUAGAAGUUAUAUGACUGAUUUAAACCAUCUCUGAUUUAACACAAGUUUAUUGUGUCUUUCAGGGUUCCUUAAGUUAUUGUUAAGCCAGAGAUCUAAGGUUUAGAUUCAAUAUGAAUAAACUAGCUGGCCCGCCCUGUA